CAGGGACGCGUCCGAGUCUGUCCCCUCAUUCAGAGCCCGUGUGCCUUAUCCCCAGGGCCUUGCUCGCGUCCCGGGCGGUGGCGUGUGUCCUCCCGCCCGCACAGGCUUGACGUGGAACAGCCGUGGCCCCUUGUCCCGUGGCUCCCACCAGCGUCCCUCAGAUGCCACGUCUGCCAAGGUCUCCACCAUGAAAAGGGGCUCGGAGAGAGCCGCUCGCCUGAGCUCCGACCCCGACGAGGACAUCUGCCUUUCGAGGCAGAGACACAAACCGCUCCAAGUCCGAGAGAGAGGAGACUUCGCGGCGCAGAGAAGACGGGACCUCAGGCAGCGGAAAAGCCUGCAGCCCCCGCACUGGGGCGCGGGACUGAGGCCUGAGUGGCAGGAGGCCCCUCACCAGCACCCCCGAGGAUGGGAGCGGCCAAGCUUAGCACAUCUGUUAGGGGCGGGGGGAGGAUGGGCCAGGGAGCCUGAACCUGACUUGGAGGGGCCGGCCUGGCGAGGGGCAGCAAGCUGGUGGCCCCGGGGCUGGGAGAAUCAGAGGGCGGCCGUCAGAGGAGAGAAGCGUCGCCAAGAAGACCCGGGCAGACUGCAGCCCUGGUGCACCAAGGCCCGGAGGACAGUGGUGGGUGCGGAGAGGAAGGGGGCUUUCAAAGCCACGGGCCAGCCACAUCCUGCCCCUCCCCUGGGUCCCCCAGAGAAGAAUAAAGGGAAGCAGGGGCCUUCAAGGAAGACUGGCGGUGGCCGCUGUCCUGCUGACCCUUGGGUGAACGGAGGCCUGGACACAAGAAAGCUCUCGGCUGCUACAGGGGGGACCUCGGUCUCCAGGGAAAGGGAGAGAGACCUCUCCCGGGGCAGGAGAAGGACAGUGGGUUGGACGGCCCAUCUGGUUCCAGGCCGGAACAACUGUCUGCGUCCGAUUCCCGAUGGCCGGGUGGACAGUCUGGAGCCUCUGCAGCCAGUGGGCUCGACCCGAGGAGGGAGAGCCUCGCCCCCGGGCCAGCGCUGGGAAAAGAGCAAGUGUAGGAAGGAGCUGGAGCUGGCCUUCGAGAAGUUGUUUAACACACACAGAAAGCUGCAACGACACCUGAGGCUGCACCUUCAGUCCCUGACAGGGGUGGGUGCAGACCCCAAGGAAGGACAGGGCUUCUCAGAGGCACGUGGACACCACAGUGAGACCUGGACGGAGAAGACAGUGGCGGCCUCGGACACGGAGCUGGUGCCUGACAGGGAGGCCACGCGUGCAGCCCAGGAGCACGCCCACCACGCGCCGCCCAGAAGCAACCUGCAGAAGCUGCUGAGCAAGUUCGACGACCAGAGGUAUCGGGGGAUGCUCGAGCCCCCUCUUAAGGACAAGGGGAACCUGUCAUCUACUGAGAUAGGAACACUGAUCAGCGAGGAGAGCACGAGCUGGUCCAGCGCGAAAUCCAGGCAGGAAUUGCCCAGACUGGACACACUCUCGCUGCGGCUUCACCCGCAGGGACAGGCGGACAGAGCCGGCUUGGUGGCUUCAAGGCUGAAGCAGGACAUGGAGCAGAGAAGACAAACGCAGCUGGAAUUGCUUGAACCCCCAAAGGUGAGCUUGGAAGUCCUCGGCCUGACGGAUCAAGGUGAGAGGGGGGAGCAGACGAGAGCUCGCCCAGCGCGUGCCGAGGCUUCCUCCCCUCGGGACCCGGGGAAGGAUGGCGGAUAUGGGUGCAGGCCCGCCUCCCCCCCGGCCUCCAGCAGCAGCGACUAUGAAGACGACGACGGCGGCCAGAAGAUCCGUGACAUUCAACAGCAGAUUUUAGAUCAGGGCAAGUUGCACCAGCAGUUUCUUGAAGAAGCCAGGAAACGCUUGCGAGAGUUUCAGAGGUGA
This is a messenger RNA of Miniopterus natalensis, 1855 nucleotides long. It is a transcript of the gene CEP295NL, whose product is annotated as CEP295 N-terminal like. The record is from RefSeq and is a predicted model, not a curated record. Lineage: Eukaryota; Metazoa; Chordata; Mammalia; Chiroptera; Miniopteridae.